AUGCCAAAGAUCGACGACGCGUGUCAAGAAGCAGAAAUGCGUCUACCCAAUGCCUCAAUGGGGGUCAAGAUGACUUCAUAUAUCAAGGCGAAACCAAACUCUUGCGUUGAACCCGUACUGACUGACAGGAGAUUAGGUCCGAAAGAUUGGUAUGUGCUCAGCAUACGUAAUGUUGACAAAGUGUCCUAUUGGACUCAGAUGAACUUAUAA
Pieris macdunnoughi is the source of this 210-nucleotide messenger RNA. Lineage: Eukaryota; Metazoa; Arthropoda; Insecta; Lepidoptera; Pieridae. The record is from the annotation of a GenBank genome assembly.